AUGAGAGGAAAAGGAGAUGGUCACACAAGAUGGGACCAUACUGACAAUGAGCUCACUAACAAAACUUCAUGUGGUACUGCUGAUAUUCCAGAUUGCAUUACAAAACAAACAGGGAAGCAUAUUGUUGAUCCUAUGAUAUUUAUUAUCAAUCACUCCUUUUUAAAUGGUCCAUUUCCCAAUCUUAUAAAGGUUGCUAAGGUCACACUGCUGCACAAAAAGGGAAUCACAGACAAUAUUCACAAUUGUAGAUCUGUAGCACUGCUUAGUGGCUUCUCAAAGAUCUUUGAAAAGGUCUUUUCCAAUAGGCUACUUGAAUUUACAAGCAAGUACUCAUUACCCUACCACAUGGCUUCCAGAAAUCUAGAUCCACAGCCACGGGUACAUAAAUGCAAUUCUGAAAGCCACAUACCAAAAGAAAAUGGCUACUGGAAUAUUUAUCGAUUAUCUAAAGCAUUUGACAUUGUAGAUCAUGCUACCCUACUACACAAAACAGAAAGUAAGGGUAUCAGAGGUGUUCCAAAAGAAUGA
Schistocerca serialis cubense is the source of this 528-nucleotide messenger RNA. RefSeq lists its product as uncharacterized. The transcript is spliced from 2 exons. NCBI's taxonomy places the organism in Eukaryota, Metazoa, Arthropoda, Insecta, Orthoptera, Acrididae. The record is from RefSeq and is a predicted model, not a curated record. Bases 1 to 528 code for a protein of 175 amino acids.